AUGCUUGGCGACUGCUUGAAGAGCGAGAGCCACACCGACGAGGGACCGCCCGAGAAGCGCCAGAAGACCAAUACGGACUUUGUCAAGAGCUUACUCUUCGCGUCGACCGCGGGGUCUUCAGGUGAUGGUUCUUCUACGGUGGGAAUGGCGCGGCCUGCCGAGGCUCCAGAUGCCCCCGCGGCGGUUGAGGCAGUCACGAAGGACCCCAUGAAAACGGCCAGGGAGAUCAUGGAUAAGGCGUCGACUGACUUUGAAGACUCGCCGAAGGACAAGAUUACCCUCGCCGGCCUGGUGCGGCACCUGAGCGAGGCACCCAUCUCCAACUGCGCUCUCUCCAGCCACCAUCGCCUCACAAUGCUCCUCAUCAUCGAGGGUGAUCGCUGGCGGGCGCAUUCGAAGAAGUGCUUCUACUACACGGGCGGUUGCUGGGACCAAGUGGAAGCAUUCGACAUUCAGGGCUGGGGCUACAUCGCGGCGCUGGAGGGCGCGUUCACGAAGAUUGGCGGCGCUGGCGUGGACGACUACAAAUGCCCCGAAUGGAAAUGGCCCGCACUGCAGGGCGUCGUCGGCCAGAUGCUUCGCCAGGACGCCGUGACGCUCGCCACGCUCUACAAAGACGCGAAGGAGCACUCGGACGCCCUCAAGAAGGCCACGGACAACAAAGGAUGGAAAGGCAACUGGGCGUUGAGGGCGGUGGACACGAUGUGCACGUUCAAGGCCGCAAUGGACAGGGGGGCGACGCGCACCCCCCUAACCGUGCUCUUCCUAAAGACAUGCGACACGCCUAAGCCCAGAUCCCAGGGCGUGACGUUCACCGAUUGCUACCUGGACUCCAACUGGGAUCUAGCCUCCCCACGCCCCGAGAACGACUGCUACAUGCGCGCGCCCUACCAGUUAUUCUGGUCGGAGGACGAGACUAAAGCAGCGGGGAUCGACGUCGCGAAGUGGGACGAGCAGUUGCCGGUGUUCUUGAAGGGCCUGUACUAUAAGAACGAGGCCGUGUUCCAACUUGAGCUGGCGUCGUUGAAAUUGGCAUUCCUGCGGGUGAACUCGGCCAAUAUGAACUUCAAGAUCGGGCACGGAGGAGACGGCAAGCACAUGGAAGCCACCUUGCAGCGGAACCUCGUCGGCGAAGCGAACGCCCACUACCUCGACUGCGGCGUCUUUCACGAUCGGUCGGAGUGCGACGCCAACGCCCACAUGGUGUCCGACAUAUGGAAGCGCUUCAUUGUCGGGGAGGAGCUGUCGUGCCGCGACCUUCGGCGAAUGCAAAAAGACCAGGAGCUGAAUUACGAGAACAUUCCAGUCCUGGCGGAGACAGGAACAUCGCGAAAUAAAUUGCGCGAGCAGUUGGAGCGGCGGAUCAUAUGUUCCCGCAUGGGGAAGGCGACGUUCGUGCACAAUGAGGAGGACAUCCCACAGGACACGUUGGACGAGUUCUUGUCGCACCCGUGGAUCGCUGCCAGGUUCCUUCACAAGUACUUGCGCCCCUUCGCCAAGAAGUGCACGGGCCACGAUUCGCUUGUGAUGCUGGACAACAUCAAAGCACUGAGCACGGAGAUGUACAAGGAUCUUGCCUGGCUGGCUUCCAGGCUCUCCGGCGGCGUCGACCCGCCCCCCGAGGGCGGCCAGCCGACAGGCGCGAUCGAGAAAAACUUGAUUGUGUCGGCCCACGCGGGCGCGCCCAUGCAGGCCGUCGUCAAGGCGCACCUCGUUGAGACCGUAGACUGCAAACCUGGAACGCGGAAGCAAAGGAAGAAGGGCGCCUCAAAGUGGCAGAACCGCACGGCGGCCAUCGGGAAGUCGAACGCGCGCCUCUUCACGCAGUGCGACACCAACGCUUUGAGGAGGCACAUGGUGAACUAUGACAAGAUGCUGCUGGCGUGGGAGGCAUGCGGCGGCGCGGAUGCGUUCGGAGAUUGGGAAGACUGGGGCAAUCCAUCCGACAACAUUGACAACGCGUCUACGCUCGUUGCAGGCGGCUCCGUCGAGUGGUACGCAAUGGUCCUGGAGCACCUGACGACCCCCGUGACGAGGUUCGGUGGUGUGUCCACCACAAAGACCAGAUGCGUUGAGAUGCCUUCUUUGGUUGAGUUGCAGGAGCACGCCAAGGGCAAGACGGAUCGGCGCCAGGCUGCGCUCGACGCAUUCAUCGCGCGCUGCCCCCCUCACUAA
This is a messenger RNA of Prorocentrum cordatum, 2175 nucleotides long. NCBI's taxonomy places the organism in Eukaryota, Dinophyceae, Prorocentrales, Prorocentraceae. The record is from the annotation of a GenBank genome assembly.